This is a messenger RNA of Colossoma macropomum (tambaqui), 1599 nucleotides long. It is a transcript of the gene gabarapb, whose product is annotated as GABA(A) receptor-associated protein b. The record is from RefSeq and is a predicted model, not a curated record. Gene Ontology annotation, biological process: autophagosome assembly; macroautophagy; autophagy of mitochondrion. Gene Ontology annotation, cellular component: autophagosome membrane; autophagosome; cytosol. Gene Ontology annotation, molecular function: GABA receptor binding; ubiquitin protein ligase binding. NCBI's taxonomy places the organism in Eukaryota, Metazoa, Chordata, Actinopteri, Characiformes, Serrasalmidae. The coding region runs from base 533 to 886 and encodes 117 amino acids. The transcript is spliced from 4 exons.
UUUUGAGGCGACGUUAAUGAAGAUAUAAAAGAGGUCACAGUGGGUUUCAGUGUCGUUCAUGAACGUUUUUAACAGCCCGUGUAAGUCUCCGAGCCUUCUCCUUCGCUCAGGAUCACUCGGUUAAGACGAGGCAUCAAAACACCGACCGAACCGAAGAACGACGUCAACACGCCCUGCGCUCUCUGACGGCUGUACGGAGACCAAGAGAAAGUAGUACCUGCUCUGGUAUUACAGAGAAAACGACACAAAUCACGAUGUAACCUCGCUGUAUUCAAUUAUCUUUUUCGUAUAUGUAGCUUUAAAGAACCGACGUGUGGUUAGAGUCAGCAGUGAUGAAUUUUUGAGAAAACACUCAUCGACGCAGCUGUUGUUAUUGUAUUCAUCCGCGGGGUUACAAGGCAAAAAAACCAGCUUGGCAAAAACAGAGCGGAGCGCUGCUGGUAGCUGUUUCAACUGUGUUGAUUUGUGCCAUCUGUAAGCUCCGUGUACAACCGACGAUUUAUUAUACUGCAAACUCCUACAUCUCGCUGCGAUGAAGUUCCAGUACAAAGAGGAGCAUCCGUUUGAGAAGAGGCGAUCGGAGGGAGAGAAAAUAAGGAAGAAGUAUCCUGACAGGGUGCCUGUAAUUGUUGAAAAAGCCCCCAAAGCCAGAAUAGGAGAUUUGGAUAAGAAGAAAUACCUUGUCCCCUCCGAUCUCACAGUGGGCCAGUUCUACUUUCUCAUCCGAAAACGAAUCCAUCUGAGGGCCGAGGAUGCUCUAUUCUUCUUCGUAAACAACGUCAUUCCUCCUACCUCUGCAACCAUGGGCCUGCUAUACCAGGAGCAUCAUGAAGAAGACUUCUUCCUCUACAUUGCCUACAGUGAUGAAAGUGUGUAUGGAGAAUAGAACCAAAGGAGCAGGCUAAUUUCACUCCUCCCUUACCUUCCUUUUAAAAGAAUAUAUAAACCCAUAUCGGCAGCCUAGAGUUCUCAGAGCUAAGACAUAAGAUGCACUUUCGCCGUCUCUUUUUGUAAUUUCUUUUUACGUCUCCUCCUUCAUUCUGCCGUUUGCUUUAUUUUGGGUUUUCAUUACACACAGGUUUUGGCAAGUCAUUUUUCUUUCUUACAAUCAUGGUUCCAGACUGGCCCCAAGCAGCAGCACCUGAUGGAGAUGGAUAGUACUUGAAGGAUAUCUUAUUUUGCCUAGAUCUUCAGCUUUAUCUUCAUUUUACUAAAGCUAUUGAAUUAUUCUCUCCUUGAUCUUGAAAAUAUAUAUAUUUUUGGCCCAUUGCACAUUUGAGGUCUGCUAGCACCUGCUAAGCAGUCAGUUAUAAAAGCCAGGCUAAAGUUAACAUCUUUUUUCUGCUCUCCAGUAUGUGGUUUAAUUACAAUCUGAUAUUAAUAUUUAAUGUUACUUAUUCUUGUACCUAGGUGAUUUUUAGGUGGCUUGAUUUAUGAGAUUGUAAAGCUUUAAGAAUUGAUUUAGAUUGCAGGUUUUUUGUUUUGUUUUUUUUUGUUUUUGUUUUGUUUGUCAUUUGUUUUUUUGAACUCGGUAUUCAGCUGCAUUUCUGGUACCCUUGACUUGUGGUGACCAUAAAAACUAAACACAUACAAACUGUC